Molecule: messenger RNA, 2908 nt
Organism: Clupea harengus (Atlantic herring)
Lineage: Eukaryota; Metazoa; Chordata; Actinopteri; Clupeiformes; Clupeidae
Product: axin-1-like
Exons: 11
Coding region: 302-2827 (841 amino acids)
Biological process (GO): positive regulation of proteasomal ubiquitin-dependent protein catabolic process; cell development; positive regulation of protein kinase activity
Cellular component (GO): beta-catenin destruction complex; nucleus; plasma membrane
Molecular function (GO): molecular adaptor activity; identical protein binding; I-SMAD binding
Source: RefSeq, a predicted model, not a curated record
AAGAGGGCGCCACGGAGCCGUUUUUGUACCUCACACUCACACGCACAGCACGCAUUUUUCGGCUAGACCAGUGAGUGUACAAGUGUUUGAAGACAACCAUGGGGAGGUGGAGGCAGACGUCGGGUUUUCUUUGUUGUUUUGAACUAAAGUAAAUGCAACUAUGACGAGAUUCUCAGCGAACGGUUUAAACCAAUAUCCCCAAUGCACUCGGAAAAAGGAAGGGACCUUCUUCAGGAUGAGUUGCCAAGCUGCCAGAUUCUGAUCCUCGCAUCACUACACAGGUGUCGGGCUUCAAGGGAGAAUGAGCGUCAGAAUCCGCAGUCGCCAUGCCGAUAUGGGAGGCCACUUCAAUGAGGACGCCCCGCGUCCGCCCGUCCCAGGCAUGGAAGGGGACACACUGGCGUCACCGCUGGCCAAUCACGGCCGGCCGCUGUGCCACCACAGUUUCUACCCGACUAAAGGAGGAGGAGGAGGAGGCGUUGGCGGCGGCGGUGGGGACGCUUUCCGGGCUCUCACUGACUGCUCGGUGUCCGUGGCGACGCCGCGUCGCUCAGACCUGGACUUGGGCUACGAGCCCGAAGGCAGCGCGUCGCCGACGCCUCCGUACGUCCGCUGGGCCGAGUCGCUCCACUCGCUGCUCGACGACGAGGACGGCAUUCAGCUGUUCCGCGCCUUCCUGUGCCAGGAGUGCUGCGGCGACCUGCUGGACUUCUGGUUCGCCUGCAGCGGCUUCCGGAAACUUCCGGGCGCCAGUGGCGUAUGCGGAGCGGCGGCGGCGGACGGCGUUCAGCCCGCCGGUACGGACAGCGUCGAAGGCGGCAAACGCCUGAAGCUCGCCAAGGCCAUCUACCGGAAGUACAUCGCCGACGGGAGCGGCGUGGCGGCGCGGCAGAUCAAGCCGGCCACACGGACGUUCAUCCGAGACUGCGUGUCGCGGGGGCAGCUGGACGCGGCACUGUUUGACCAGGCUCAGACUGAGGUGCAGGCGUGGAUGGAGGAGAACACCUACCCGCUCUUCCUCAAGUCCGACGUCUACCUGAAGCACGCCCGCGAGCACGGGAGCUGGGGGACUGGCGGCGAGGACCGUAGCCAGGCGGCAGCCAAUGGGAAGGGGUUUCCCGGGGCGGUCGACGCGGUGACGACAGCGACUGCAGCGCCGACCCCUCUGUUGCCGGGAUACCUGCCCACACUGAUGGAGGACAAGGAGUGGGAGAGGACGGAGAGGGAGGAGUCUGAGGACGACUCCGCCCCCGUGAGCAGAUUGACGCGGGAGCUGCUGAUGGAGACCGCCCCCCAUCGGUCGUCGGGCAGGAAGCCACAGGCCGGGAGAGAGUGCAGACAAAUCCCUUGGAGGGAGCCAGUGAACCCGUACUGGGUGAACACAGGCUACGCCCGGGCACCGGCCACCAGCGCCAACGAUUCGGAGCAGCAGAGCAUGUCCAGUGACGCAGAUACCCUCUCCCUCCCCGACAGCAGCGUUGAUGGCAUCCCUCCAUACCGCUACCGUAAGCACCAUCGCAAAGAGAUGCAGGAAAGUGCCAAAGUAAAUGGCCGUGUGCCUCUACCUCAUAUUCCACGCACGCACCGGCUGCCGAAGGACAUGCACGUGGAGCCGGAGAAGUUCGCCGCCGAGCUCAUCAGCCGCCUGGAGAUGGUGCAGAGAGAGCGGGAGGCCCAGGAGAGACUGGAGGAGAGACUGCGCCGAGUCCGCAUGGAGGAGGAAGGUGACGACGCAGACGUCUCCGUGGCCACCUCCGCCCCCUCCUACGUCGGCGUUGCCGAGGACGACGCCGAGCGCAUCCUGGACGAGCACGUGCAGCGAGUCAUGAAGACGCCCGGCUGUCACUCGCCGCGAUCGCCGCCCCAUCCGCACCCCUACCACGCGCCCAAACACCCCUACCACGUACACCCCCUGGCGCUCACACACGCCCACCCCCACGGGCAUCCGCCUGAGCACGAGGCCAGCUGGAACGGAGACGCACAUCACUACAGCAGCAGCCGGGGUCGUAGCUAUGGCGACGGGGUCGGUGCAGGAGCGGCAGAGUUGAUGGGCUACGGGAGUAAGGGCAGCACCCUGUCCCGCCGCGGCCUCAAGCCGAAGGGGGAAGCGGGGAAGAGCGAGGAGGGGCGUGGCCCAGACGGUCGGGGGGUGGAGCCAGGGGUGCCCGUGCAGGAGCUGGACCACAAGCAGAAGAUCAUGAUGUGGAUGAUGGAGGGGGAGAAGGAGAACGGACGGCACAAGAAGAGCUCUUACAGUGGUUCCGGCAGCUUCAAGGCCCUGGACCUGUGUCGACCCGGCGCCCUCGACCGGAGCGGCGGCGUUAGUGGAGUCGUCGGCGUUGGCGGAGUCGGUGGGGUCUCUGUGCCCCACGGCUGGUCUGGUGGCGGGGUCGUGGGCGCCGUGAGAGGGGUUCAGCCCUCGCACCCCUUCAUCCAGGACCCCACCAUGCCCCCCAACCCCGCACCCAACCCCCUCACCCAGCUGGAGGAGGCGCGGAGGAGGCUGGAGGAGGAGAGGAGGAGGAACGCUGCCCUGCAGGCCAAACAGAGGCACAAGUCUGCCAAGAGGCCCCUGUGUGAGAACGUGACGGUGGCGUACUACUUCUGCGGCGAGCCCAUCCCGUACCGGACGUCCGUCAAGGGCCGGGUGGUCACGCUGGGCCAGUUCAAGGAGCUACUGACCAAGAAAGGCUCUUACAGGUUCUACUUCAAGAAGGUGAGCGACGAGUUCGACUGCGGGGUGGUGUUCGAGGAGGUGCGCGAGGACGACGCCAUCCUGCCCAUCUUCGAGGAGCGCAUCAUCGGCAAGGUGGAGAAGAUCGACUGAGUGGAAGAGGACAGACAGACAGACAGACAGACAGACAGACAGACAGACAGACAGACAGACAGACAGACAGACAGACAGACA